AUGUCUACAGUAACAGCAGCUGAGGGGGAGGAGGCUCCUCCGCUCCCUGAUGAGCUCAUCUCGAAAUUGAUCGCUUUGGAUGAGGAUUACACUGCGAUCCAAAAGAAGCUGGAGCGGGAGAUAAGGGCGUUGGAGAGAAGCUACGACAAGCAGCUACUCCCCAUCAUAGAGGCUAGGGGCCGACUACUGUCCACGGAGGGAGGAUCGAAUCGUGGCAGGGGAUUCUGGAAGAAGGUGUUGCACAACUCGGCAGAGUUCGAGGACGAUAUCGAGGAGUGGGAUCUGCCCGUGUUGGAGUACCUUGUGGACGUCAGAGCAAAUGUGAUCAUAUCUAGGAUGGACGGCGACGACCCUCGGGGCUUCACCAUCACUUUCGUCUUCGAGGAGAACCCCUACUUCAGCAACGAUGAGUUGACCAAGAAGUACCACUAUGGGGAGGGCAAGGACUUCUUGAAGGAAACCCAGAUAGUUGAGAUAGAAAGCGAUGCAAUUCAAUGGAAGCCUGGCAUGGACGUGACAGUGGAGACCGUGAAGAAGAGGAAGAAGGGCAUGGUGAAGACUGUUACGCGUGCUCGCCCGAGCUUCUUCCAAUUUUUCACCUCCCUGGGCCCUAAUCAUCCUAUUCCUGAGUGGCUCGAGUCCAUGUAUGAGGAGGAGGAGGAGGAUGACGACGAUGAGGUUGACCGCUUACAUAUGGUGAUGGCCGAUGAUUGGGAACGAGCUGAGAUGUUGAAAGACAAUAUCAUUCCUCAUGCUAUAAGAUGGUAUACUGGAGAGGCAUGUUCUGAGGACGAAGAGGACGAAGAGGGUUCCGAGUACACCAUUGAAGAGGAUGAUGAGGUAGCUGUCAUCGCGGUGGCGGAGGCGAACUUCUGA
This is a messenger RNA of Perkinsus marinus ATCC 50983, 876 nucleotides long. Its product is annotated as nucleosome assembly protein, putative. The record is from RefSeq and is a predicted model, not a curated record. Gene Ontology annotation, molecular function: histone binding; chromatin binding. The transcript has 9 exons. Gene Ontology annotation, cellular component: chromatin; nucleus. Lineage: Eukaryota; Perkinsozoa; Perkinsida; Perkinsidae. Gene Ontology annotation, biological process: nucleosome assembly. Bases 1 to 876 code for a protein of 291 amino acids.